Molecule: messenger RNA, 1113 nt
Organism: Cornus florida
Lineage: Eukaryota; Viridiplantae; Streptophyta; Magnoliopsida; Cornales; Cornaceae
Product: 20 kDa chaperonin, chloroplastic-like
Exons: 6
Coding region: 162-917 (251 amino acids)
Biological process (GO): positive regulation of superoxide dismutase activity
Cellular component (GO): chloroplast; mitochondrial matrix
Molecular function (GO): protein folding chaperone; ATP binding; transition metal ion binding
Source: RefSeq, a predicted model, not a curated record
AAUUCUAGAAGCGUCUUUUGACUACUUUUCUUUUCCAUAAAGCCCCCCUGAUUAAAGCUUCUAGGGUUUUUAUCUUCUCCUCCAUUUUCCGAAGCAGCUCUACCUAAACCAGUCCCACUUAACCUUCUAAACCUAUCUUCGAUUCAAUCCGUUUCAGGGGAAUGGCGACAGCUCAGCUUACUGCGUCAUCGAUUUCAUAUAGAAGUCUUCCCUCAUUUGAAGGGCUUAAACCAUCCACAGUUAAGUUCUCCUCGGUUGCACCUCUGAGGCAGAAUCUCAAGUCCUUUCGUGGCCUUGUUGUCAAAGCUGCCACUGUUGUUGCUCCUAAGUACACUGCCAUCAAGCCAUUGGGUGAUAGAGUAUUGUUGAAGAUUAAGACUGCAGAGGAAAAGACUGUAGGUGGUAUCUUACUUCCAACUACAGCGCAAACAAAACCUCAAGGUGGUGAGGUGGUUGCUGUUGGAGAGGGUAAGACGAUUGGAAAGAACAAGGUGGACAUUAGUGUAAAGACUGGUACCCAGGUCGUGUAUUCCAAGUAUGCAGGGACUGAGGUGGAGUUUGAUGGGACAAAUCAUCUGAUACUGAAAGAGGACGACAUUGUUGGUAUUCUUGAAUCAGAUGAUGUCAAAGAGAUGAAGCCCUUGAAUGACAGAGUCUUAAUCAAGGUUGCUGAGGCCGAGGAGAAAACUGCUGGGGGUUUGUUGCUAACAGAGGCAACGAAGGAGAAACCUUCCAUUGGCACGGUGAUUGCUGUAGGGCCUGGUCCUCUGGACGAGGAGGGUAACAGAAAACCACUUACAGUUUCUCCAGGUAACACCGUUUUGUACUCUAAAUAUGCUGGAAAUGACUUUAAGGGCACCGAUGGCUCGGACUACAUAGCUCUUAGGGCUUCGGAUGUGAUGGCGGUGCUCUCGUAGUUGUCUAUCAAUUCGAUUUUGUUUUUGUUUUUGUUUUUCCCAGUAGCAAAUUUUCCAUAGGACCAUUGGGAUGUCACUGUAUCCAGCUUUAUAUUUAUAUCUGAAAUUAUGGUUGGAAGGCAAUUUGUAGUACUUUGUAUUGUUUGCUCAAUCUAUGCCUGUCAUUGUUUUAUGGAAUGAAGGAAUUGUUUUUGGA